Messenger RNA from Osmerus eperlanus (European smelt), 2206 nucleotides. RefSeq names its product cyclin B3 (gene ccnb3). Gene Ontology annotation, cellular component: nucleus; cyclin-dependent protein kinase holoenzyme complex; cytoplasm. Bases 320 to 1606 code for a protein of 428 amino acids. The record is from RefSeq and is a predicted model, not a curated record. Lineage: Eukaryota; Metazoa; Chordata; Actinopteri; Osmeriformes; Osmeridae. Gene Ontology annotation, molecular function: cyclin-dependent protein serine/threonine kinase regulator activity. The transcript has 12 exons. Gene Ontology annotation, biological process: mitotic cell cycle phase transition; regulation of cyclin-dependent protein serine/threonine kinase activity.
CCCACAUCUGAUUGGUUGCUAAGGAGUUUGAAAAUUCUGUGGCCGCCUCCGCUCGACAACGGCAUCCUAGCUAGGUGCCGAUAGGACAGCUGCGCACGAUCUUCAGCCAAUGGGCGUCUUCCGCAUAAGGUUUGGAUUUAACAGCGGCACACUUUUGUUACGGGCUCGCAGAGAGAACUUUACACAAGUCUACACUGUGGAAUUAAUUGCAUGAUUUACGUUACUUUUGCAUUUGGUUGAACUCACUGCAAAAUCGUAAAACAAGGAUAUAGCACCCGGUAUACCCAUUGCAUCCUUCUAAGAUUGGGAUCAGGACACCAUGCCUUUUGUGAGGGGAAAGAAACCGACUGCUACGGGCGGUAGCAGGAUACCGAAACUGCACGCGAAAGCCACGGAGAACCAGGAGGAAGGCUCCCUCCAGGUAAAGAGAUCCUCCGCUCCGCCUCAGGGAGCCCCAAAGAAGAGAACGGCCUUCGUUGACAUCACCAAUGCCGGCAAGCUCAGCUUCUCUCUGCCAGGCAGGAAGAAGGAAACAGGGUCGAAGGUCCAGAAGAAGACCUCCAGCAAGGGGUCCUCCAAGAACAGGGCCAACCUGAAGAAGACUUCCUCUGUUAGGUCAGAAGGACCCGAAGAGGGGAAGAAACAGGAGGAGGAGGAGAGGAAGGAGGAGGAGGAGGAGGAGAGGGCAGCAACCCCCCCAGUAGAGGAGCUGGGGGUCUUGGAGGCCCCCCCUCGUAGAGAGCUACCCCCCCACCUGCAGAGACCUCAGAUCCCAGAGCAGUUUGAUAUAGACUCAGAGCACCAGAAUGACGUCUCCCUCACUGCAGAGUACGCCAAGGAGAUCUUUGACUACCUCAAACAACGAGAGGAGAAGUUUCCUGUGUGUGACUACAUGGCCCAGCAGCCCAGUCUCAACCCAGGGAUGAGGGCCAUACUGGUGGACUGGCUGGUGGAGGUCCAGGAGAACUUUGAGCUGAACCACGAGACCCUGUACCUGGCUGUGAAGCUGACCGACCUCUACCUGUCUGCCUGCCCCGUCAACAGAGAGGCCUUGCAGCUCAUUGGCUCCACAGCCAUGCUCAUAGCCUCCAAGUUCGAGGAGCGCUCUCCUCCCUGCCUGGACGACUUCCUGUACAUCUGUGAUGACGCCUACAAGAGGGAGGAGCUAAUCUCCAUGGAGACGAGCAUCCUUCAGACGCUGAGCUUCGACAUCAACAUUCCUGUCUCCUACCGCUUCCUGCGGCGCUACGCCAAGUGUGUGGGUGCAGGGAUGGACACCCUGACCCUGGCCAGGUUCACGUGUGAGCUGAGCCUGCUGGAGAUGGACCUGCUGCCAGAGAGAGGCUCCGCCCUCGCCGCCGCCUCCCUGCUGCUCGCCAUGGUUACCAAGGACCUGGGAGGAUGGUCCCCCGUGCUCCAGUACCACUCGGGGUACGAUGUGUCCCAGCUGGCUCCGCUGGUGCGCAGACUGCACGCCAUGCUGUCCAGCCCCCCCGACGACAAGCUCCGCGCCGUGCGCACCAAGUACGCCCACAAGGUGUUUUUUGAGGUGGCGGCCAUCCCUGUGGUUGCCAUAGAGACCCUGGAGAGUGCUUUGCUGGCAUGAUGGUGAUGUCAACAAUGUGUGUUUCUAGGAAAGAGAACCCCAUGUAUAUAUUCUGUAAUAUUUAUAUAUAUAUAUAUAUAUAUAUAGAGAGAGAGAGAGACAGAGAGACCCAACCAUAUUAUCUGUCUAUUCUGUUUUGUAAUAAAGAUGUAUUUUAUUGCAAUUUGUAAAAAAUAUAGGUGUCCUCAGCAAUGUGCUUGUUGUUGUUAUAAAUUAUGUUCAUAAGCAUUUUUGUUGUAUUAUAAUGUUCAUUCUAUUGAGACAUUUGUAUUCUUUUAUAACUAUUUUAAGAAAAAAGCCCUUGUUGUUUGUAUGUGUUUGUCACGAGUAUUGUCGGCGGUGAACUGCUGGUUUGUCGAGUUUAACUUACGGAAAUCUAAGUAUAUUUCUGCAGUUAAGUGUGUUUUCUUUACUGUGUGUGUGUGUGUAUAUAGUGUGUGGAUGUGUGUAUAUAGUAUGUAUGGUGUGUGUUUGUGCUCAUCAGUUUGUGUUUUGCGUACUUGUGUGUACAGGUAAUCAUGUUUGUACGAUAGUGAUACCUGUGAUUUCUUUUUUUUAACGUCUUCCUGUCAAGGCUUUGAAAAUAAACAGUUUUAGUUG